AUGCGCCCCCCGCCCGCGCUGGCCCUGGCUGCGCUCUGCCUGCUGGCGCUGCCCGCCGCCGCCGCCGCCGCCUACUUCGGCCUGACUGGACGGGAGGUCCUGACGCCGUUUCCCGGGCUGGGCACCGCGGUGGCCCCAGCUCAGGGGGGGGCCCACCUGAAGCAGUGUGACCUGCUGAAGCUGUCCCGCCGGCAGAAGCAGCUCUGUCGGCGGGAACCUGGCCUGGCUGAGACCCUGCAGGAUGCUGCCCACCUCAGCCUGCUCGAGUGCCAGUUCCAGUUUAGGCACGAGCGCUGGAAUUGCAGCCUGGAGGGGAGGACAGGCCUGCUCAAGAGAGGUUUCAAGGAGACGGCCUUCCUGUACUCGGUGUCCUCGGCCGCCCUCACCCACACUCUGGCGCGGGCCUGCAGCGCCGGGCGCAUGGAGCGCUGCACCUGCGACGACUCUCCGGGCCUGGAGAGCAGGCAGGCCUGGCAGUGGGGCGUGUGCGGCGACAACCUCAAGUACAGCACCAAGUUCCUGAGCAACUUCCUGGGGCCCAAGAGAGGAAGCAAAGACCUGCGGGCACGGGCAGACGCCCACAACACCAACGUGGGCAUCAAGGCCGUCAAGAGUGGCCUCAGGACCACGUGUAAGUGCCACGGCGUGUCGGGCUCCUGCGCCGUGCGCACCUGCUGGAAGCAGCUCUCCCCGUUCCGAGAGACGGGCCAGGCGCUGAAGCUGCGCUACGACUCAGCGGUCAAGGUGUCCAGUGCCACCAACGAGGCCUUGGGCCGCCUGGAGCUGUGGGCACCUGCCAGGCUGGACGGUCCGACCAAGGGCCUGGCCCCCCGGCCCGGGGACCUGGUCUACAUGGAGGACUCGCCCAGCUUCUGCCGGCCCAGCAAGUACUCCCCUGGCACGGCGGGCAGAGUGUGCUCCCGGGAAGCCAGCUGCAGCAGCCUGUGCUGCGGGCGGGGCUAUGACACCCAGAGCCGCCUGGUGGCCUUCUCCUGCCACUGCCAGGUGCAGUGGUGCUGCUACGUGGAGUGCCAGCAGUGCGUGCAGGAGGAGCUCGUGUACACCUGCAAGCACUAG
Eptesicus fuscus (big brown bat) is the source of this 1077-nucleotide messenger RNA. It is a transcript of the gene WNT9B, whose product is annotated as Wnt family member 9B. Gene Ontology annotation, molecular function: cytokine activity; frizzled binding. The transcript has 4 exons. Gene Ontology annotation, biological process: cell fate commitment; neuron differentiation; canonical Wnt signaling pathway. The coding region runs from base 1 to 1077 and encodes 358 amino acids. NCBI's taxonomy places the organism in Eukaryota, Metazoa, Chordata, Mammalia, Chiroptera, Vespertilionidae. The record is from RefSeq and is a predicted model, not a curated record. Gene Ontology annotation, cellular component: extracellular region.